CUAUGUGAGAACAAUUCUGUAAUACCGAUACAUACAAGAAUAGAACUAGACAUGUUUGGGUCACGGCCGGCCCCGUUGAUGAUAUGCCAUAAUAUUUGCAUUUGGUCUAUUGCUGCUUUUUCUGAUCAUUGCCCCUUUGGCUCUUUUCAUUCCUUUUUGUCUGUCUUUCUUUUCUUCUUUCUUUCUUUCUCUUUUUUUCAUUUUUUCUCUCUUUUCCACCUUCUCUCUCUUUCUACACUCUUUUCUCCCUACCCAUACUCUGUACCUGACAUAACUCCCCCACGCAUCCCUCCCUAUGUUUACUCUGUGUCUCCCCCAAUGAAUUCACCCAUCUCAAGUAUCUCCCUCUGAUCCAUCACAUCGACAUGGCCAUAUGGCCCUGGAGUCGCAAGAAUAAGCGGCACACCAUUCAGCUCGGAGAUCCUGAAACCGCCACUACAGCCUCACAGCCUGUCCCUGAAAUGGCCUCCUUUGCGCCCGAUGUUGAGCCUCGCCUGACUCGCAAGAAAUCUAAGCGUCA
Messenger RNA from Aspergillus glaucus CBS 516.65, 520 nucleotides. RefSeq lists its product as uncharacterized. The transcript has a single exon. Lineage: Eukaryota; Fungi; Ascomycota; Eurotiomycetes; Eurotiales; Aspergillaceae. The coding region runs from base 52 to 351 and encodes 99 amino acids. The record is from RefSeq and is a predicted model, not a curated record.